AUGACAGACAGAAGGGUCUCCAGUGCCAGGCGCGGUCACCUCACGGCACUAGUGCUGGCCCGCGGGGGGAGUAAAGGAAUUCCGCUCAAAAACAUCAAGUUACUGGCGGGGAAACCGCUCAUCGCCUGGGUGCUGAAGGCUGCCAUAGAUUCGCAGUGUUUUGAUAGUGUUUGGGUUUCAACUGAUAAUGAUGAAAUUGAGAACGUGGCAAAACAUUUUGGUGCACAGGUACAUCGGAGAAGUACACAAGUUUCCAAAGACACCACAUCGUCCCUGGAAACCAUCCAAGAAUUUCUGCUCCAUCACCCGGAGGUUGAUAUCGUUGGAAAUAUACAAGCUACAUCGCCCUGUCUACACCCGUCUGAUCUAAGGAAAGUGGUUGACAUGAUCAGAAAUCAAGGUUAUGAUUUUGUGAUGUCUGUUGUGAGACAUCAUCUAUUCCGAUGGAAAGAAGUGAAAGGGUCAGGGGAGACGACAGUGUCAGAGAACUUUAACCCUUCACACAGACCACGUCGGCAGGACUGGAGGGGCGAGCUGUAUGAAAACGGAUCAUUUUAUUUCAUGACGCGAGAAAUCAUCACAAAAGGAGAAUUGCAGUCUGGAAAAGUAGCGUAUUACGAGAUGAAACCGGAACACAGUGUGGAUAUUGAUAUUGAUCUUGAUUGGCCGAUUGCUGAACAAAGAGUAAAAAGGUUCGGUUAUUUUGGAAAAAGCAAUCCGAAGGUGGUGAAGAUGUUGGUGUGUAAUAUUGAUGGCUGUCUCACAGAUGGCAAAGUCUAUGUGAAUUACGACCAGGAGCUAAUCUCCUACAGUCUCCAAGACUUGGACGGCAUAAAAUUAUUAAAAGAGAACAAUGUGGAGGUCUAUUUGAUCUCUAGAAGGAACAUCAGCUCUAUACUGAUUACUACUUUAAAUUUGCCGUGUAAGGUGGAGCCAAAUGUUUCAAACAAAAAGGAACUUGUAGAGAAAUGGAUGGCGGAGCAAGGCGUGACCGACUGGACCCAAAUAGCGUACAUGGGGUGCGACUAUUCUGACGUGGAGUGCUUGAAGCUCGCUGGUACUAGUGGGGUCCCGGCAGAUGCUAGUGUGCCGGCAAUAAUGACGGAUAAUUUUGUUUGUAAAUAUAAUGGGGGCAACGGUGCUAUCCAAGAAUUUGCUGAGCACAUAAUCACACUUAUAAAUGAGCCUGCAAGCUAAGUGUGAUAAACACUAAGCCGUCAGUUAUUUCCAUCAUAAAGACAUUUUGUGGGGCGGCAGUAACAUUUUUCUCUUUUUUUUUAAUAGCUUUAAAAUCAUUUGAUCUACAAUCAAAGAUAUCCCAUACCGGUUUACAUUAUAAAUUCAUCUUUAGUAGGACUGAGGCACUUUUUAUUAAGUAGAAUCAUUAUACAAUGUUGGUAGUAGUUAUUUGCCUGACGGGAGAUCAGCUGCUCCUUGCUAGGAUUACGUCUGUAUUCACCUGUGUUUCGUUAGUUUUGUUUAAGCUAAUUCUCUAUUAAAGAGAAGCGCAGGUUUUGCUUUUAC
Molecule: messenger RNA, 1524 nt
Organism: Bombina bombina (fire-bellied toad)
Lineage: Eukaryota; Metazoa; Chordata; Amphibia; Anura; Bombinatoridae
Product: N-acylneuraminate cytidylyltransferase-like
Exons: 8
Coding region: 1-1197 (398 amino acids)
Molecular function (GO): N-acylneuraminate cytidylyltransferase activity
Source: RefSeq, a predicted model, not a curated record